GUAGUGAUUUAAGACAUUGGAUUGGGAGGCAGCAAACCAGAGUUCUCAAAGCUCAAGUUUCACCUUUGACGUUUUCCAACUGUUCUGAUUGUUAGUGACUUAGUCUUUGGUUUUCUCAAUUGCUAAGUGUCCACGUUUACUGAGCACUGUUUCAGAUUUGUGCUAAGUGUUUUAAAAGAUCUCAAAAUCCUCAAAAGAAAGUUUUUAGGCAGGAGCUGAAAAAAAAGGUGGCACAGGUCAAAAAUAUUGCAAGGAAAUGUUUAAACGUUUUCAAGGGAAAUGACAACAGAAGGUGGAAAAAGAUAGAAUGAUAAGGAUCCCAGAUGGAAAAAUAGUGUGAAGUGAAUAGGUCAGUCUUGCAAAAAGGUAAGUGUGGGGCAUCUCUUCUUCUGAAUGUCGUGAAGUCCAGGAAGGAAGAAGCAUGUAGAGAUGAAGGUUAAACUACAGUUAGGCAAAAGAGAACAACAAAAGGGCUUCUCAUGUUCUCAAGUUACCUGGAGGUAGGGCUUUAGUUGGAGGGAUUUCUGAGUGUCAAACAAGGACCUACGAAACCCCUGCUAGAAAAAAAAUCUGAAGAACUUGUAGGGAAGUGAAUUAUUAGAAAGUGCUAACUACAUUUAUUUUUCAUAUGACCAAGAUUGACAUUUCAGGGCAGAAACUCUUUCAUAAUUGGGAGUGUAGUUUGAAUUGGAAGGCAAUAGGAAGACAGUGACGGUAAAUGUUUGUUGGUAUGAUUUGAAUUAAGCAGCAAUCUAUAUUAUUUACAAAGUUGCUUUUGGCCACAUGCAGGCCACAAAAGGCUCUUCCUCCACUUGAUUUCUCAAUAAGGCUGCUUUGUAAUACUAGCUUUAUUGGAGUUAAAUGUCCUGAGCACCCAGUGUUUUUAUAAACACCUUAAGGGCAAGGAUCAUGCAUCAUAUUUCAUGAUACAUAUGAUUAUUUUCUAAUUUCUUUUCAUGUCUAAAAAUGGGUCUAAGAACUAAUCUUUUCACAAGAAUGAUCAGAGUUUGAAUGUGAGCAUUUUAAUUCUGCUGAUAUUGAAUAUUCUCUGGAGGAGCCCUGUGGAAGCAGAUAAGGAGGAAGAGAAUUCCCAGGAGCCAUGUCAGCCUCCAAUAUCACCUUAACACAUCCAACUGCCUUCUUGUUGGUGGGGAUUCCAGGCCUGGAACACCUGCACAUCUGGAUCUCCAUCCCUUUCUGCUUAGCAUAUACACUGGCCCUGCUUGGAAACUGCACCCUCCUUCUCAUCAUCCAGGCUGAUGCAGCCCUCCAUGAACCCAUGUACCUCUUUCUGGCCAUGUUGGCAGCCAUCGACCUGGUCCUUUCCUCCUCAGCACUGCCCAAAAUGCUUGCCAUAUUCUGGUUCAGGGAUCAGGAGAUCAACUUCUUUGCCUGUCUGGCCCAGAUGUUCUUUCUUCACUCCUUCUCCAUCAUGGAGUCAGCAGUGCUGCUGGCCAUGGCCUUUGACCGCUAUGUGGCCAUCUGCAAGCCACUGCACUACACCAAGGUCCUGACUGGGUCCCUCAUCACCAAGAUUGGCAUGGCUGCUGUGGCCCGGGCUGUGACACUAAUGACUCCACUCCCCUUCCUGCUGAGAUGUUUCCACUACUGCCGAGGCCCAGUGAUCGCUCACUGCUACUGUGAACACAUGGCUGUGGUGAGGCUGGCGUGUGGGGACACUAGCUUCAACAAUAUCUAUGGCAUUGCUGUGGCCAUGUUUAUUGUGGUGCUGGACCUGCUGUUUGUUAUCCUGUCUUAUGUCUUCAUCCUUCAGGCAGUUCUCCAGCUUGCCUCUCAGGAGGCCCGCUACAAGGCAUUUGGGACAUGUAUCUCUCAUAUAGGUGCCAUCUUAGCCUUCUACACACCUGUGGUCAUCUCUUCAGUCAUGCACCGUGUAGCCCGCCAUGCUGCCCCUCAUGUCCACAUCCUCCUUGCCAAUUUCUAUCUGCUCUUCCCACCCAUGGUCAAUCCCAUAAUCUAUGGUGUCAAGACCAAGCAAAUCCGUGAGAGCAUCUUGGGAGUAUUCCUAAGAAAGGAUAUGUAGAGGGUGAGGUGGAGAAAGAAUGGGUUGGCUUGUCUGCUGGAUUUGGAGACAGGCUAUGGUAGGAUGUGCACGGCUGCCAGGAUCUUCAUGUUCAGUUUUUUCUCGGAAAAAAAAAAAUGAUGUCCUGAAACUCAGAGCCACCAGUCUGUUCAGGACUCAUGGGUCUGUGUCCUCUGGUAGCCUGUGGAUUGAAUGUGCUGACUGUGCUGUCUUCUCACAGUGCCCUCACCCCUAUCAGUAACUUGACAGAGUCUUGACCCAUGGGUCUCCAGGUGACUUCACCGAAAGACACAAAGAUGCUUCCAACUUCCUUUGCUGAAGAGAAGACUUUGAAAAUCUGAGUUUCUUUUCUUAGUCAUUGGGAAUUUGGUAAACUAUCUACUCAGGACCUGGGUGAGGGCCAACAGCAUACCUGACAUAGGAAUCCUUCAUUCAUUCUGACUGGUGGUGUCCAGCUUCUGAUGAAACACUGUUAGGAAGUUUGAAACAUUCCAGGGCUGCAGGUUCUGAUUAAGACACCUAUGCUUGCUAGAAAAUCAUUUUUUCACCUAAGCCAGUAUGUGUAUUCUUUUGCUUAUAUUUACCAAUCCAUCCUUAUGUCCAAUUCCUUUUAUUAAGUACUUUGAAUAAGACAUGUCCUCUGGCUUUAUGUUUCAUGCAACUCUUUCUUUGCACAUAGAUGUAUCUUAUGAUUUCAAGAAUGAGAAUGGCUCAUUUAUUUACUAAUUCCACCAAAUCUGUGAUAGGGGAUGGGGACACAUAUACUAAAUUAGGGGUGUCAGACUUGUGUAUUUGUCCUAAGACAGAGAAGGAAAUAAUUAUGAUAGAUUCUGUUCUCUGAAAUUUCCAUCCCAAGGCCCAGCAUAAUAAAAGAAGAGCAAGACCAAGCAGAUAGGAGGCAAGAAUAUUAUGUUUCUCUUCUCCUGUCUCAUGUGAACUUACCUACUAUAUAAUUCUCUAUUAAUCCUGACAACACAGCUAAGCUUUUCACACAAGCCCUGUAUAAAUACAUUGUUCUGCUGUUAUCUUCUGACCCACUUGUUUCCUCAGAUAUUAUUGCUUAGAAAUUAUAUAUCUCUUUUGCUAUCACUGUAUCUUUCUCUAUUUAUCUAUCUAUAUUAUUUAGCCUUGAAAGAUAAUUUCCAAGCC
Molecule: messenger RNA, 3193 nt
Organism: Pan troglodytes (chimpanzee)
Lineage: Eukaryota; Metazoa; Chordata; Mammalia; Primates; Hominidae
Gene: OR52K2
Product: olfactory receptor family 52 subfamily K member 2
Exons: 1
Coding region: 1100-2044 (314 amino acids)
Biological process (GO): G protein-coupled receptor signaling pathway
Cellular component (GO): plasma membrane
Molecular function (GO): olfactory receptor activity; G protein-coupled receptor activity
Source: RefSeq, a predicted model, not a curated record